AUGAGUUGCGUGUAUGGAGUCUCCCGGAAAGCCGGAAAGCCUCCGCGAAAGAGGCAAUCUGAUGCUUCGCCGCUUGCGAACACCAUUCCGAAUCCCCUUCCAUCACGUUCCAGUGACCCCGAAGCUGCCAAUGUCGAAAUGGCCGCCGGCGGCGGUGGCCGUGAAGCCAUGAACAUCGAUAUCAUGUUCAGCCUCGGGGAAGACACUAUGGGUAACGAGUCGCCAUUGUCCGGAUCAGACGCCGCCUUGCAAACCUGGUUCCCUUUCGACACUUUCUCUGGCCUGGGUUCACUUCCGGGCAGCUCGUCUGAUUGGGACACAUGUAUGAGUGUGCUGAACGGUUCGCCACUGAAGCAGGUUGAAAGCCCGGCAACCACAACAUCGACAUCAACGUCAGCCGCAGCAGCAGCUACUACACGUCACAGCUGCACCCAGCAGACCAAAGAGGUCAUGCGGCGGCUGUACUGUGCCAACCCUUCAGAGCCCAUCUCUGACGGCCUGCCAGCCCGUACACUGGACCUGGGUUCAGUCCUGACGCGUAGUAGUGAAGUUUUCGGGCCCCUUGAGUCACUUCUCAGGUGCCCGUGUGCACGCUCUCCACAUAUGGCUAUGCUUUACGCUUCCAUACUGUCACGAAUUCUCCUGUGGUACAGACAGGCUGCCUGGAAUGAGAGCUCUACACAGGUGUCACCAUCUCCAUCGUUGUUCGAGCCCACGCUGACGGGGCAAGGUACAACACCAUCAUUCUUUGGUAGCACCUCUCUCAAGGCAUUUGACUCGGAAACCACUGAAGAUGAAGGUGGCGUCUCAGUGCUUCCAAUGCCCGUCAUGGUCGGGAACUUCCAGAGCGAUGAUCAAAACCUGCAGACUGCCUUCACAAGCUGUCUCAUUCUGAAGGAGCUGGGCAGAGUGGGAAGGCUGAUCGAGACGUUGAUAUCACUUGGCUCGGGUUCGGCCGAUUCACAAACCAUGGACCAUGCUUGCCCUGCUGCUGGUGAUCCCAGCGCCGGCGUGGCGGAUGCAAGCUUGUUUGCAAGUCUAGGUGCCUGGCUUCGGACUGAGCAUGGGCACAUAGUGAGGAAAGCAAGGUCAGGUAUAUCCAUGCUGGAUGGGAAUCCUCGAUUCUGA
This is a messenger RNA of Diaporthe amygdali, 1128 nucleotides long. RefSeq names its product Sterigmatocystin biosynthesis regulatory protein. The coding region runs from base 1 to 1128 and encodes 375 amino acids. Gene Ontology annotation, molecular function: DNA binding. The transcript has a single exon. Gene Ontology annotation, cellular component: nucleus. NCBI's taxonomy places the organism in Eukaryota, Fungi, Ascomycota, Sordariomycetes, Diaporthales, Diaporthaceae. The record is from RefSeq and is a predicted model, not a curated record. Gene Ontology annotation, biological process: aflatoxin biosynthetic process; regulation of DNA-templated transcription.